CUAGGGCGAACUGCGGAUGAACUAUCGCUUGGUGUACGGACUAUCGCAUGGUGGCCAGCCGAUUAAUAACCGAAUGCAACCGUGCCGUGUAGGCGGCGUUGUCAAAAACAAAGCAAAGAAGUAAAAAAAAAGAACCUCCAACGCACUUCCAGAGCAACAUCCCGAUCGCCAGAUAUAAAGCAUCCAGCCCAUCGAGCGCACUGCCCCCACAUCCUCUUCAGAGUCAGUGAAACGGGAAAAUAUCUCACAACUGUAUCCAUCCAGCGCAUCGUAGCGCCUAGGAGUAGGAGUAGCAGGAGAGAGAGAGAGAGAGAGCAGUAUGAAAAUCACAGUGACCAGCGAUGAUAAGGUCUUCUGCCUGGAUGUGCCCCAGGAUCUUGAGCUGGAGAACCUCAAGGUCCUCUGCGCCAUGGAGAUUGGCGCCGAUGUGACCCAACUGGUGGUUCUAUUCAACAAUCGGGAGCUGACCAACGACAAGCAUUCGCUGCAACAGUGCGGCGUCGGUGACGGUGACUUUAUCCUGUUGGAGCACAUCCUAAAUGGGCCCCCCAAUAUCGCUAACCAGCAGUCGGCAAUCAGGAAUCUGGACUUUAGCAGCAUCGUCGUUCCCGGCACGAGUACUGGCGCCAGUCCGCCCACGAGAAGCACCCAACAGCAGGGCGUGCAACCCGGAAUACCGCCACAGUUCGAGAACCUCACAGACAUCCCGACCGACGAGUUCAAUGUGAACUUUGACGACGAUCCGGCGACAGUGCGCCAGAUGCUGCUCUCCAGCCCGGAGACCCUGGCCCUGCUCCGGCAGUAUAACAAACGCCUGGCGGAGGCCAUCGACUCGGGCGACCUGGAGACGUUCGCCCGGGUGCUGCGCGAGCACAUAUCGGAGCGAAAGCGCAUCAACGAUCAGAGGAUGCGAAUGCUCAACGCGGAUCCCUUUGACGAGGAGACCCAACGCCUUAUUGCCGAGGAGAUCAAGCAGAAGAACAUCCAGGACAACAUGGCGGCCGCCAUCGAGUACAAUCCGGAGAUCUUUGGCACGGUUACUAUGCUUUAUAUCAACUGCAAGGUGAAUGGAAUACCGGUCAAGGCCUUUGUGGACUCGGGCGCCCAGACGACGAUCAUGAGCAAGGACUGCGCCGAACGGUGUCACGUCAACCGGCUGAUCGACACGCGCUGGAACGGUGUGGCCAAGGGCGUGGGCACCCAGCCCAUUCUGGGCCGGAUCCACAUGGUCCAGCUGCAGAUCGAGAACGAUCAUCUGACCUCCAGCUUCACGGUGCUGGGGCAGCAGCCCAUGGACAUGCUGCUGGGCCUGGACAUGCUGAAGAGGCAUCAGUGUCUGAUUGACUUGCAACGGAACCUUCUGAUCAUCGGCACCACAGGCACGACGACGCCCUUCCUGCCGGAGAGCGAGCUGCCGGCCAGCGCCCGCCUGACCGGCAACUCCGAGGAGUCGAUGGAGCAGCAGGCCAUCGAAGAUGCCAUCGAGCAGAGCAAGCGGGAAGGUGGCGGCGGUGGCGCUGAGGGCGGUGCCAGUGGCAGUGGCACUACCACAGCCGGAAGUGCUAUUACUGCUGGCGGUGGACCCAAUACCAUACAGCCGUUUGACCGAUUCACCGAACAGGACGUAACCGAUCUCAUGGAGCUGGGCUUCCAGCGCGGCCAGGUGCUCACCGCCCUGCGGGUCUGCAACGGUAACAAGCAGCUAGCCAGCUCGGUGCUGCUCAGUGGUGGUGGCGGGUUCAGCUGAACCAGGUCCAACCGUUGGAUGAUGAGGGAGCAGCAGACCGCAUUUCGGAGAAGAAUACCCUGGAGACGGCAAUAGAAUAGAAUUGAGAUACCCAUGAUCCCCAGACCAACGAAAUACUCCGAGCAAUACCAAAAAAAAACAGAAAAAAAAAAACAGGAAAAUUGAAAAAAAAAGAAAACUUAAAUGAACUUUUAAAAACAAAAUAAUAAUUUUUAUAAUUUAGUGCAAUUACUUUUUAAUCGAUUGUACAAUAGUUCAAAUUAGGAUGCAUUUCUCUCCACUAGCGGAUCAAUUUUUUACAAAAAAAAAAGAAACACAUAGCAA
Molecule: messenger RNA, 2071 nt
Organism: Drosophila bipectinata
Lineage: Eukaryota; Metazoa; Arthropoda; Insecta; Diptera; Drosophilidae
Source: RefSeq, a predicted model, not a curated record